GUCAUUAAUAUUAUAUUAGGUUAUAAAUUAAGUUAUUAUAAAUAAUGUUUUCCUUAGAUGAUUAUAGGUUGGAAUGAUGUUGGAUUUCAUGGUUUAAAUCAAAUACCUACCCCAAAUAUUGAUGCUUUAGCUUAUUCUGGAUUAAUUUUAAACAAUUAUUAUGUAACUCCUAUUUGUUCUCCUUCAAGAAGCUCUCUGAUGACAGGAAAAUACCCUAUACAUACCGGAAUGCAACACUCGGUAUUAUAUGGAGCAGAAGCUAGAGGUUUACCACUGGGCGAAAAGUUAUUACCACAGUAUUUAAAGGAAUUGGGAUAUACUAACCAUAUUGUUGGAAAAUGGCAUCUGGGUUCAUAUACAAGGAAAUAUUUACCUUUAAAUAGGGGAUUUGAUUCACAUUUAGGAUAUUGGACUGGCCAUCAAGACUAUUUUGAUCAUACAGCAGUUGAAAAACCUGGUUUUGGUUUGGAUAUGAGACGUAAUAUGAAUAUUGCAUACGAUUUACAUGGACAAUAUUCAACUGAUGUUUUUACCGAUGAAUCUGUUAAAAUAAUAAAUAAUCAUAAUGGAAGCAAUCCACUGUUUUUAUAUUUAGCACAUGCAGCAGUACAUUCUGCAAACCCAUAUAAUCCAUUACCAGCACCAGACAAGAUGGUUGAAAAAUUUGACUACAUUCAAAAUUACGAUAGAAGAAAAUUUGCAGAUAGAGUUGUAAGAGCGAUAAAAAUUUCUCCAUUCCAAGAAACAAUAGAAAGUAACAAGAGAAAGAAAGUUUGUGUCACUGGAACCACAUCUCUUAUCACACCCCAGCUCGCUGCUACGCUUGACAGGGCUAAUUUCUGCGAAGGGCGAGGCAAAAUGCUCGUGCCGAGAUAUAUACAAAUAUAA
Messenger RNA from Brassicogethes aeneus, 888 nucleotides. Lineage: Eukaryota; Metazoa; Arthropoda; Insecta; Coleoptera; Nitidulidae. The record is from the annotation of a GenBank genome assembly.